GGCGGCUGUUCUCCAUAGACUCAGAGGGGACGUGUUUGCGGUACAGCGGGAAGGCGCAGUGAGGGAAGACACCGUGGAUUCGCUCUUUAGUAGUGACACGAUGAUGGCGUCUGGAGAAGUCCCAGCUGAGCAAGCUGCUGAAUAUGUUCCGGAAAAGGUGAAGAAAGCGGAAAAGAAAUUGGAAGACAAUCCGUAUGACCUUGAUGCUUGGAGCAUUCUCAUUCGCGAGGCACAGAAUCAGCCUAUAGACAAAGCACGGAAGACGUAUGAGCGACUUGUUGCCCAGUUCCCCAGCUCUGGCAGAUUCUGGAAACUUUACAUUGAAGCAGAGGUAAAAGCUAAAAAUUAUGACAAAGUUGAAAAGCUGUUUCAGCGGUGCCUCAUGAAAGUCUUGCACAUAGAUCUGUGGAAAUGCUACGUGUCCUAUGUGCGAGAAACCAAAGGGAAACUGCCAAGUUACAAAGAGAAAAUGGCACAGGCUUACGACUUCGCUCUUGAUAAAAUUGGCAUGGAAAUCAUGUCCUAUCAGAUAUGGGUCGACUACAUCAAUUUCCUGAAAGGAGUAGAAGCGGUGGGAUCGUAUGCCGAGAACCAAAGAAUUACAGCUGUCCGCAGAGUCUACCAGCGAGGCUGCGUCAACCCCAUGAUUAACAUUGAACAGCUCUGGAGGGAUUACAACAAGUAUGAAGAGGGCAUCAACGUCCAUCUGGCAAAGAAAAUGAUUGAAGACAGAAGCAGAGAUUACAUGAAUGCAAGAAGAGUCGCAAAGGAAUAUGAAACCGUGAUGAAAGGUCUGGAUCGCAAUGCUCCUUCGGUGCCGCCUCAAAACACCCCCCAGGAAGCACAGCAAGUGGAAAUGUGGAAGAAAUACAUACAGUGGGAGAAGAGUAACCCUCUGCGAACAGAGGACCAGACCCUAAUAACAAAAAGAGUUAUGUUUGCAUAUGAGCAGUGUUUGUUGGUGCUGGGACAUCAUCCGGACAUCUGGUAUGAAGCUGCACAAUACCUUGAACAAUCUAGCAAGCUGCUUGCUGAAAAGGGGGACAUGAACAACGCUAAACUUUUCAGUGAUGAAGCUGCCAACAUCUAUGAACGUGCCAUCAGCACACUUCUAAAGAAAAACAUGUUGCUGUAUUUUGCCUAUGCAGACUACGAAGAGAGCCGAAUGAAGUAUGAAAAAACACACAGCAUAUACAACAGAUUACUCUCCAUUGAAGAUAUAGAUCCUACCUUGGUUUAUAUCCAGUACAUGAAAUUUGCCAGGAGAGCAGAGGGCAUCAAAUCUGGGAGAAUGAUUUUCAAAAAAGCCAGGGAAGACCCUAGGACCCGACAUCAUGUUUACGUCACCGCUGCUUUAAUGGAAUAUUACUGUAGCAAGGAUACAUCGGUGGCCUUCAAGAUUUUCGAGUUAGGGCUAAAGAAAUAUGGUGACAUCCCCGAAUAUGUUCUCGCCUACAUAGACUACUUGUCUCACCUUAAUGAGGACAAUAACACAAGAGUAUUAUUUGAACGAGUUUUAACCUCUGGGAGUUUGCCUCCCGAAAAAUCAGGUGAGAUCUGGGCACGCUUUCUGGCCUUCGAAAGUAAUAUUGGAGAUUUAGCGAGUAUACUGAAAGUGGAGAAAAGGAGAUACACGGCAUUCAAGGAGGAGUACGAAGGGAAGGAGACGGCGCUGCUUGUGGAUAGAUACAAGUUUAUGGAUUUGUACCCCUGCUCCACAAGUGAACUGAAAGCUUUGGGAUACAAGGAUGUAUCAAGAGCCAAACUGGCAGCACUAAUCCCAGACCCCGUGGUAGCGCCAUCAAUAGCGCCUUCUCAGAAGGAUGAUGCUGACCGAAAACCAGAGUACCCCAAACCCGACACAAGUCAGAUGAUCCCUUUCCAGCCGCGACAUUUAGCUCCACCUGGACUCCAUCCUGUUCCUGGUGGUGUAUUCCCAGUCCCCCCAGCUGCAGUGGUCUUAAUGAAGCUGCUUCCUCCCCCUAUUUGCUUCCAGGGCCCGUUUGUGCAGGUUGACGAGAUCCUGGAAAUCUUGCGGAGGUGCAAGCUGCCCGACACAGUGGAAGAGGCAGCGAGGAUCAUUACUGGAAGCCAGGCGGAGAUGAACUCGGAGGGUAACGGACCAGUCGAAGUCAACGCAAUACUAAAUAAAUCGGUGAAAAGACCCAAUGAGGACUCGGACGAUGAGGAAGAGAAGGGCUUAGUGGUCCCUCCCGUCCAUGACAUAUACAGAACCCGGCAGCAGAAGAGAAUCCGGUGAAGAUCCUUUCUUAGAAAUCUCAGAAAAUCAAAAAUUCCAAAUGAGAAACUUUUUACUGAACACUUACCUUGUGCUACAAGAACCUCAUUAUCGUUCCGAGCGUCUUACAGACUAAUCUGCGUUCUUGUGGUGCGUCCAAAAAGGUUAAUGGUCCCCACCAUCCCCAGGGCAGGGCAAAAUGGAUCCAUAAACAUGUAAAUGGCCCGGUUCAACUCCGGAAAUCGACUUUUCUUUUUCUUCAUCUGUAUUUUUCCAUGCAGCUGGAAUUUUGCUCGGUUUUAUUUUAAAAACUGAACAGCUUUGGAAUUGUAAUAGUUUUUUGUUUUUUUUAACUCAAAUAUUUCUUCAGUUACAAUUGUUGGUCAGUUUGCCCAGACUCUUUCCUGCCUCUUUUAUUUUAUAGCUGAUUAUACGAAAGAGCUCCGUGGCUUCUUAUUUCUUGCUCCGAGAGCCGAUUUCCAUCAGAUACGUGGAGCCAAAAUGGCUGUGCCGACGUCACCUUUGAUUUUAUUCCUGCACCAAUUGCUGCUAUUUUUAAAAUAAAAUGACACUGUGUACCGCCCAAUCGGCUCCUCCCUUACUAGCAUAUAUCAUUUCUCAUCCGUUCGUUCUUAAAGCAGUGUUGCCUUUCUUUUUUUUUUUAAUGAAAUUGGAGAAAACAGUUCGUAUGAAUCAUUUUAACCCUUUGCGGUCAAUAAAGGAUUUCAUACUAUGAAACCGUUUCUUUAUUGACCGCAAAGGGUUAAAAUGAGGAGAAUUGGGUAGUGCUUCAGAGAAGGCGAGGAUUCGCUAAGUAUCGCUUGGGGUUAAGGUGUUCUGCCCGGUAACCUGUCAUGGUUUAAUAAACAGCGAUUGUUCGAUUUUCGAGGAAACGUUCUUAUUUUGAUGCAAAAUAAAAAGAAUUAACUUUA
Xenopus laevis (African clawed frog) is the source of this 3171-nucleotide messenger RNA. RefSeq names its product cleavage stimulation factor, 3' pre-RNA, subunit 3 (gene cstf3.S). The record is from RefSeq and is marked provisional. Gene Ontology annotation, biological process: RNA 3'-end processing; RNA processing; mRNA 3'-end processing. Gene Ontology annotation, cellular component: mRNA cleavage stimulating factor complex; nucleus. Lineage: Eukaryota; Metazoa; Chordata; Amphibia; Anura; Pipidae. Gene Ontology annotation, molecular function: mRNA binding.